Molecule: messenger RNA, 1234 nt
Organism: Drosophila elegans
Lineage: Eukaryota; Metazoa; Arthropoda; Insecta; Diptera; Drosophilidae
Exons: 2
Coding region: 83-1075 (330 amino acids)
Source: RefSeq, a predicted model, not a curated record
UCACACUUUAGAUAAGCAAAGGGAAAAAACACAAGAGGAAGUUUAUCCUGAAAAGGAAAUAUUAAUUAUCUGACGCAAUACAAUGCAUAGCUAUGGGGUCCUUGAAGGUGUCCUCUUAGCAACUACAUCAUUAAUUGUUCUAUGGGUUCAAGGAUUCGUUGCCUUGCCAAUGUCUCUGCCCAUUCCGGAGUCACUUCCACUUACGAUCGUAACGUCGGUGGAUGAUUCGGCAAACAGAGCACCGAGGCAGUCGAACUGGAAUCGAUCCGUGUUUGAUAUUUUCAGGGGGGAACGGAGCCUUGAUACUCCAGUGCCACAAAAAGCUGACGGCUUUCGAGUUUUUGCCAAGAAGCUACAAGACGACUAUCAUCGAAAAUCUGGCUACAACGCAACCACAGUGCCACCGAUGGCAGUGACCAAAGGAACCACUGUUCACCGGAUGAGAAUCACUAAAAGCGGGAUACGACUCUUUGCCGCUCCCCAAGAUGUACCUGAAGAAGGAGCAACGGAAGCAGCUGGAGGAGAUGAAGCUGAAUCAGUAGCAGAUGAAGCAACAACGGAUGCAGCUGGUGGAGAAACUAAAGAUGAAGCGACCAACGGCACGAAAAAAGAAACAGAGCUUGCCGUAAAUAUUCCAAAGUUUUAUACCAACCAAUAUGGUGAAAAUGUCUACGAUCAAUGGGGCGUAACCUUCGGUCAAGAGUUCUUUGACACUCGUUUCGGCCCGGCAAAUCGUCAGAAUCGGCGUAUGACGAUCGAUCCGAAUCCAGUAACGAACUACUACCCAAGCAUGGAGAAUUUGACCACAAUCUGUUCGUAUCCCACGACCGCAUACGCACAAAACGAAAAGAAGGUCAUGAAGUGGCUGUUCCGACACGUCUACAGCAAGAAGAAGAAAGUCCGCCCCAUCUUUUUCGCCCUGCGUCGCGAACUAUACGACAAGGCCAAUUCCGAGGUGUGUCACACGGAGGCCUUCAGCGACUGGCUGCAGUACCAGCAGUGCGCCGUGCGCCGCAACAUGCGCAUGGAGUACUUCAUACCCAAGUAUCCAAUGCAACAACUGGCCUUCAACUAAAAUCAUCAACGUUAUCAUCUUUUGGGCGCCCGUAUCCUGUUUAAAUUCUAGUUUUCUAUACUCACCUUACCAUACAAAGAGUUCAGGAGAAAUCGAGAAAACUUGUGAAAUACACAAGCAAUGAUUGUCUAAUAUAUGAUCUUUCAUUUAAAAUUUAAA